Messenger RNA from Trichechus manatus latirostris (Florida manatee), 2063 nucleotides. It is a transcript of the gene PURG, whose product is annotated as purine rich element binding protein G. The transcript has 2 exons. NCBI's taxonomy places the organism in Eukaryota, Metazoa, Chordata, Mammalia, Sirenia, Trichechidae. Gene Ontology annotation, molecular function: DNA-binding transcription factor activity, RNA polymerase II-specific; purine-rich negative regulatory element binding; RNA polymerase II transcription regulatory region sequence-specific DNA binding. The record is from RefSeq and is a predicted model, not a curated record. Gene Ontology annotation, biological process: regulation of transcription by RNA polymerase II. The coding region runs from base 106 to 1152 and encodes 348 amino acids. Gene Ontology annotation, cellular component: nucleus.
GGAGGCGGGGGGCGGCGGCUGCAGCAGAGGGGCCGAGAGCUGGCGGCGGCGGCGGUGGUCGUGAAGGGCACCGGCGGCGGCGGUGAUGGCAGAGCUGAUCUGAAGAUGGAAAGAGCCAGGCGAAGGGGAGGCGGCGGCGGCGGCCGCGGCCGCGGAGGCAAGAAUGUAGGGGGCUCUGGCCUAAGCAAGAGUAGACUCUAUCCCCAGGCCCAGCACUCCCAUUACCCCCACUACGGGGCUUCAGCCACCCCUAGUCAGGCCGGAGGCGCAGCCGAAAUCCAGGAGCUAGCCUCCAAGCGAGUGGACAUCCAGAAAAAGAGGUUUUACCUGGACGUAAAGCAAAGCUCCCGGGGCCGAUUUCUAAAGAUAGCCGAAGUCUGGAUAGGGAGAGGCCGGCAGGACAAUAUCCGAAAGAGUAAACUGACCCUCUCCCUGUCGGUGGCGGCGGAGCUGAAGGACUGUCUAGGGGACUUCAUUGAGCACUACGCCCACCUGGGCCUGAAAGGCCACCGGCAGGAGCAUGGUCACAGCAAAGAGCAAGGCUCCAGGAGACGACAGAAGGACGCGGCACCCUCCCCACCUGUCUCGGUGGGGUCCGAAGAACACCCUCACAGUGUCCUCAAAACGGACUAUAUAGAAAGGGACAAUAGGAAAUACUAUCUAGACCUGAAGGAAAAUCAGCGGGGUCGCUUCCUGAGGAUUAGACAAACCAUGAUGCGUGGCACUGGCAUGAUAGGGUAUUUUGGCCACACUUUAGGCCAGGAACAGACCAUUGUCCUCCCAGCACAAGGCAUGAUUGAGUUUCGUGAUGCCUUGGUUCAGCUAAUUGAAGACUAUGGCGAAGGGGACAUAGAAGAAGCAAGAGGUGGGGACGGCGACCCCGUUGAGCUCCCAGAGGGGACUUCUUUCAGAGUGGACAAUAAAAGGUUCUACUUUGAUGUGGGCUCUAAUAAAUAUGGCAUUUUCCUGAAGGUAAGUGAGGUGAGGCCACCUUACCGUAAUACUAUUACUGUUCCAUUCAAAGCGUGGACAAGGUUUGGGGAAAAUUUUAUCAAGUAUGAAGAAGAGAUGAGAAAAAUUUGCAACAGCCAUAAAGAAAAGAGAAUGGAUGGCAGAAGGGCCAGUGGUGAAGAACAAGAAUGCCUCGACUAGAGUGAAUUUGAACUCCAUCAGGCAAAAUUUAAAAUCAUAAAUUGGCUAGAAGUACUGGUCCAUAAUCAUUUGAAGAAGUUUUUCCUCUUUUUUGGCCCUUUGUUGUUAGUAAUACCUCUAGUAGUUUAUACUUCGAGGAGUCAGAUUCCGAUGUUAUGUUAUACAUAGAUCACUAUAAUUCUUAGGGGAAUUCUACCAUUCCCAGAGCUAAAUAGUUUAGCUGCUUCAACUGCUCCAGACUAUUGAAGUAUGAAAAUCAGCACAAAAUAUGACAUCUGACCUUUUAAAUACUAUAACUGAGAAUUACAUUGCACUACAACAUAAUCCUGAGAAAAGAUACAUACUUAGUAGUGGCAGUGUGAAUUUCUAUUUCACAAGUUCCCAAAACAGAAUUCCAUUCCAACUUCAUUAAAAACUUCUAAUCUUAACUGUAGGGCAGUUACCACAGAAACAGAAAUUGACCUUAAGCAUAAUAUAAAUAUAUUUAUAAAUCUAUAAAUAGAUCUUAAUUGCCCAUUGGAUAACUGAAUAUUAAAUAGUACAAUAAAAGGAUCAAAUCUUACUAGCUUAUUAAACCAUAAAAAUACAGUGUUAUAUUAAGAGCUACUAUAGUAUUCUAUAAUUUCUAAUUUUGUGGUAACCCUACAGUUUAUAAUUGCCAUAUCAAAGCCAUGCAAGAGUUUUAAUUGGUUAUUCUUAGUUACAAGUCUUUCUUCACCUCUACUUAUUGUACCUUAUUUUUUAUUGACAUCUCAAAGUUUCAGGAAUUACUUUUAUGUCACUGCUGAGUGGGAGGCUUCAUCCUAUGACUUUGCUGUGGAAAUCUUGGUGUUCUAGUUUUUGUGCUAAUUUGGAGGUUUUGAAAGUUUGUUUUGUUUUCCCCAAAAUGUAUCAUGGACUCAAGGUGUUAU